CAACUUGAAUGAAUUGAUGUUUAAGUAAGUUUUUAUUGUUACGAUAUUUUGUAUAAAAUCAUAUGGUCAAUUUGUUUUAUUUAUUUAUUUAUUUAUUUUUUUGCAAGAUUAUAUUCUUUUGACAAAUCGUCGUUAAACGUCUGCGAUCGCAAAAAUCGAAGAGAGAGGAGAACACGAUACGAGAGUUCAAUCGUGAAAAUUAAGAUCAUCGGAUCGUGAGAAUUAAGAUCAUCGGUUCUCUCGAUUGGUUUGUUUUUAUAACUUGCACUAUCUUUGCGCGGAUUGUGCAUAUAUUUUGCAUAAGUUGUUUUAUCGUCGCGUGACUAACAUCUCUUGUUUCUGUUAAACUCUUUUUCUACUUUGAUAUUCUCGAUAAAAUCGUCGACGAUGAUUCAUUGUUAUUCAUAAUAUGUACAUCGUGUAAGUUCGCGCAGCAAAUUGCGAGGUGUCCGCGAACUAUCCGCGCAGUUGUUUUCAGUACGCUUUUGAAAAUGCGGCCGACAACGAUAUCGCGGUUUCUGUUCCUCUGCGGCUUCUCCGGCGUGAUGACGAAGCCCAUGAAAUUCGAUAUUUUCCAGUCCCUCGACCAAAUCAGCGGGUUUUUCAAAACGACGCCUAGAGACGAAGAGAGAAAAAUCAACGCGACCGUCAAUUCUUUCGAGUAUUACAACACGCCGCAAAUUAUCAGAAGAGCUGGUUAUCCAGCGGAGUCUCAUGUUAUACAGACAGAGGACGGUUACCUCUUGACUUUGCAUCGUAUUCCGGGUGACAACAACUCGACACCCGUGCUGCUGCAGCACGGCUUGUUGUGCAGCUCGACAGACUGGGUGAUCGCCGGCAAAAACAGAGGACUCGCUUUCAUACUGGCUGAUCAGGGAUAUGAUGUGUGGUUGGGCAACAUACGUGGUAACACGUACUCGAGAGCGCACGUUCAUCUGUUGCCCUCGGACUCUGAGUUCUGGAACUUCAGUUUUCACGAAAUGGGUAUGUACGACUUACCGGCAAUGAUCUCGUAUAUUACGAAUUUGAGAUCGCAACUAUUGCACACGUACAUCGGCCAUUCAAUGGGCACGACCAUGUUCUACGUGAUGGCAUCGAGUCUUCCACACAUUGCUGAAAAUGUAAAAAUGAUGAUCAGCCUCGCCCCCGUCGCUUUUCUGAACCACAUUCAAAGUCCUGUACGAUACUUCGCUCCCAUUGCAAGCAGCAAGAUUAUCGAUUAUCUCUUUGGCAAGGACGAGUUUUUGCCUCAGAACAUAAUAGUGAAAAUUCUAGCGAACGGCUGUCGCGUGAAACUUUUCCAGAAAAAGAUCUGCGCAAACGUGCUGUUCUUAAUCUGCGGCUUCGACGAGGAGCAAUUCGAUUACAAAUUGCUGCCUGAGAUCUUGCAUUACGUUCCGGCUGGCACGUCGACCAAGACGGUGAUACAUUACAAUCAGGAGAUGGUUUCGGGCAAAUUCCGUCAGUACGAUUACGGUUCCAAGAAGAAUCGGGUGAUCUACAACGCAACGGAACCGCCGGAGUACAAUUUGUUCAACAUCACGGUGCCGAUCGCGCUGUUCUACGCCGAUAACGAUUGGCUGGCGGAUCCCCAGGACGUGAAAAGGCUCUACGGCAAGUUGCCCAAUGUGAUCGAUUUGUACAGAGUACCAUUUCCACCGUUCAAUCAUCUGGAUUUCAUCUGGGCGAAAGACGUACGCCUGCUCGUGUACAAGAGAGUGCUUGAGAUUAUGAAGACCGGUAAAUCACCGAUGACCGAAUCAUAAGCAGAAUAUUUUACAAUUAGUCGUAUAUAUAAUUUUUCAUACGUUGUUAUAUACGUUCGUAUAACACUUACGUGCGUUCCGAUGUUUAAUCAAGGUCCUCUUUAGUGUUAGUUAGUUGUGCUACCUCGAAAGAUUUGCGACUCGAGACUAAUUAAUGUGCGUUCACACAAAUCGACUCAUCGUCGUAUCGAAGACGGGUCUGAUGACGGCCAACUCGGCAAAGAGAUAAAUUUAGUCAAUCUAUGUAAAAAGAAAGAAAUUGAGGAUGGUGUGCAUACGUGCGCGAUAGAAAUAAAAUAAACGUAACAUUUAAUAGCACGGAGAGAAAGAAUUGUUGACAAUUGAAUGUCGAACUACUUCUGGAAGAGAACAAUCGUAGGUUUUUGUUUUUAAAUUUGAGAAAUAAUAAAAUAUGAGACUUCGAGUUCGUCUCACACACUGUCACCUCGAUAAGGUUUUACUCUUAAGUUAGCAAUAAGUGAUUUUCAACUGUGAUUAGUCAGUUGCACCAAGACGCAACUGGUCGUUUUAAUACGUCGACCGAGUAUAAGUUGUAAAUCUGUAGAAAAAAUUGUAAAUCUCUGUAGAACUAUAUCCAAUAAAAAAAAGCGAACGCAAUGCGAAUCAGCGCGUUG
Messenger RNA from Pseudomyrmex gracilis, 2401 nucleotides. RefSeq names its product lipase 3-like. NCBI's taxonomy places the organism in Eukaryota, Metazoa, Arthropoda, Insecta, Hymenoptera, Formicidae. The transcript has 7 exons. Bases 492 to 1766 code for a protein of 424 amino acids. Gene Ontology annotation, biological process: lipid metabolic process. The record is from RefSeq and is a predicted model, not a curated record. Gene Ontology annotation, molecular function: hydrolase activity, acting on ester bonds.